Penicillium angulare is the source of this 873-nucleotide messenger RNA. Its product is annotated as zinc-dependent alcohol dehydrogenase family protein. The transcript has 3 exons. The coding region runs from base 1 to 873 and encodes 290 amino acids. Lineage: Eukaryota; Fungi; Ascomycota; Eurotiomycetes; Eurotiales; Aspergillaceae. Gene Ontology annotation, molecular function: oxidoreductase activity. The record is from RefSeq and is a predicted model, not a curated record.
AUGCUACACGGCCAAUAUCCGGUUUCAGUCAAAGAUCAGGGGAUUCCAGCAUCUGACUGUGCUGGAAAGGUAAUUGCUUUAGGAUCAGCUGUCAGCAAAGUAUCAUUGAGAGAUCGUGUGUCGCCGAUUUUUGAUUUGAGGUAUAUCGAUGUCAUAGAUGCCGAAAACAAGGUUGCCCAACUAGGCGGAAACGUCGAUGGGGUACUUCGCCAGUAUGCAGUGUUCGAUGAGAAUGCGCUUGUUCGUAUUCCACAACAUCUUUCUUGGGCUGAGGACCAAAUCUCUCCCGGUGGUAUAAAAUUCCUGAAGGAGCUAAUCCUCAAAUUGUAUGCAGGAACUGGAGGCGUCAGUUUGUUCGCAUUGUUGAUCUGUCUUGGCGCCGGCAUUCGUCCAAUAAUUACAUCAUCUUCGAAUAAAAAACUACAGGACGUUACAGCCUUCGCUUCAGAUGGUGUUGUUGACACGGUCAAUUAUCGUGAAUAUCCAAAUUGGGAAGAAAAGGUCAUUCAGUUGACCCAUGGCAAAGGGGUCGACACCGUACUCGAAACUGUUGGGGAUACGAGUAUGCAAAAGAGUAUCACCUCCAUGUCUACCCGCGGUCAGAUAUCUUGGAUUGGGUUCCUGGGGGGACUACAACUUGACAACUCUGUAAAACCUUUGGGGGAGCUUUUCUUGAAAGUCGGUACAUUGAAGGCGAUUCAAGUUGGCUCGAAGAUCGACCAAGAGAACCUCUGCCAUUUUCUAGAGGAAAAUCAUGUGUCCUUGAAACCGAUAAUAGGCAAAACGUUUGAUUUCACUGAAUCACCCGCGGCUUUCGAUUUUCUCUACUCUGGGCAAUGCCUCGGAAAAGUUGUUAUCACAGUGUCACAUUGA